Molecule: messenger RNA, 1071 nt
Organism: Acanthosepion pharaonis
Lineage: Eukaryota; Metazoa; Mollusca; Cephalopoda; Sepiida; Sepiidae
Source: the annotation of a GenBank genome assembly
AUGUCUAUUCGCAUAACUGAAGUGGUCUUAGAGUCAUGUCAGUCUUGUGGGCGGAAAUUUAAUCCACAAACACUGGUAAAACACCAAAAAAUAUGUUUAAAACUUUCAAGUAAAAAACGUAAAGUUUUUGAUUCCACAAAGCAAAGAGCGGAAGCUUUGGAAAUGACUGUCAACCAGGUGAAACAAGCGGUCAGCAAGCAAAUUUCUGUUCCCAAAGUAAAUUGGAGAUCCCAACAUGAAGACUUCUUGAAUUCUAUCCGUAAUGCGAAGAAAGUAUCCCAAGCCAUUGCUGAAGGCAAGCCACUCCCGCCUCCACCUGCACCUGUAGUCAAUCCAAAUUAUAUUCAAUGUGAGUACUGUGAACGCCGAUUCAAUCCAACUGCUGCAGAUCGGCACAUAAAGUUUUGCAAAGAACAGCAUUUGCGAAUGAGUAGGAAAGUAGGAAACAAAGCUGCCAACAAACCGAAGCCAAAACCUCAAUAUGAGCCACCCAAGCCAAGAGUUAAAACAGAAUCUUCUUCAGCUCCUCCUCGACCAACCCAUAAUUUAAAUGCAGCUGCUGCUGCUGCUCCUUCUCGGUCUGGUAACCUUCAAGAACGUUCAGGAUUACGUCGUCCAGGGUUCACAUCUCGUCUACCCUCUGCCCCAAGUAACAAUUCUGCUCAUUUAACCCGCAAACUUGGUAAAGAUACACAAAAACAGGGUUAUGAUGAACAGGACACAAAUGUCAGCAAUGGAGUAAAUUACACAGGGACAGGACCAGCUCUUCGUACCGGCCGUGGAGGUAAAUCAUAUCCUGAUGUCAAAUCAGUAAACAGUCAAAACAGAAUUGUGGGUGGCCUGUCAAUGGGACGAGGGACUGGAGGCCAUAUUAAUAAGACGGUCCCCAAUUCUUUAAGCAAAAAUGCUGCUAACCGUUAUGGAACAACUCAAGAAGCAGAAUCAGGCUAUCACAGCGGCAGUUCAGAGAUUGAAUUGCGACAAUUCUGCCAUAGUUGCAAUACCAAAUACCCAGUGGUUGAGGCGAAAUUCUGCUGCGAAUGUGGGGUGAAACGACUCCUUGUUAGAUAA